Aspergillus glaucus CBS 516.65 is the source of this 423-nucleotide messenger RNA. RefSeq lists its product as uncharacterized. NCBI's taxonomy places the organism in Eukaryota, Fungi, Ascomycota, Eurotiomycetes, Eurotiales, Aspergillaceae. The transcript has 2 exons. The record is from RefSeq and is a predicted model, not a curated record. Bases 115 to 339 code for a protein of 74 amino acids.
AACCCGGCUGCUUCUUUGAGGACGUGGCCCGCCGUAAGGCCGACAUGGUCGACAGACCACACCAUCUCCCUUUGCAUAACAACCCCCAAGGUUCCCACUUCCUUCUCCAAGCCAAUGUACGGACCAACUGCUAUGAGUGCAGCGCCUGGUUGGACAAUUGGGUUGAUCACAGCUGCGCGCUCUCUCUCGUACUGCACCUGUCCUUCUGUAGGUAGGAUAAAUGGAAGGUCUCUUAGCCAGCGAGGUAACCUUCUGGGCGGCCGGCCUUCGCAACCGCUGAUUUUGAGUAUACCUCGCCCUUGGCGUGGUCUCCAGGUGGAGUUACGGUACCUAGGUUGAAUGCCCUGUACAAUUGUUUCUCAAAAAGUUCCAAUACUAAGGAUUCUUUCUUCGCAUCUGUCGUCCAGGUUAUUCCGCCCAGGC